This is a messenger RNA of Gadus macrocephalus (Pacific cod), 3845 nucleotides long. RefSeq names its product angiopoietin 2b (gene angpt2b). Gene Ontology annotation, biological process: Tie signaling pathway. The record is from RefSeq and is a predicted model, not a curated record. Gene Ontology annotation, molecular function: receptor tyrosine kinase binding. The transcript is spliced from 9 exons. NCBI's taxonomy places the organism in Eukaryota, Metazoa, Chordata, Actinopteri, Gadiformes, Gadidae. The coding region runs from base 722 to 2278 and encodes 518 amino acids.
CUCCUCUCAUCCGCUUCUCCCUGUCUCCAGCUCAGUGUGGGGAAGAAGAGAGAAGUGUGUAAAGCGUGAUGAGAGAGAGAAAGAAGGUAAGAAAGAAGGUUCAAUGGUAGGGAGAGGAAUUUGUAGGUUGCACUUUCCAUUUUUUUGUUGCCAUUUUUUUUUUGGGGCUUCCUUGAGCUCCCGCCAGAGCGUCACACUUUUAAACAUGAGGAAGUAAUUUUUCUUUUUUUUUCCCUUGUGUAAAUUGCGUUUAUCCGAACCAACGGUGGUGAAAAACGGGAGCAGUUGCGUCCUUCAGGGGGGAACCACCGCGCGAGGAAACACACCAACACCGCCCGAGAGAGAGGUGCUGCAGGAGGAGAAGGGGAGGUGGUGGUGGUGGAGGGAGAUAAUAUAGAACAGAGCAACAUUGGCACCAGCAGCGGAAAAAUAAUAAGAGGAAAACUCAGUUGUUUUUUAUUCUACUGGGACGAGCAGGAGCUGAGCGAAAGUGGAAAUAGAGAGGUGUGCGAAAAAGAAAACACGGGAGAGGAGUAAAUCGAAGGCAACACAAGACUUGAAGCAAGCCCCGACUCACCUGACGCGCUUGCCAGGUGGGACAGCCUGCACUCUCUAAACCCUCUCCCCCCUCUCUCUCUCUCUCUCUCACUCUCUCUCUCUCCUCCUCGCUUCCUUUAUCUCACCCUCCUCUUCCUCCUCCUCCUCCUCCUCCUCCCUGGAGAUGGUCCGUUGGCGGGCCCUGCUGCUGCUGACCUAUCACCUGGCCUCCCUGCUGGCCUCGGCGGCGGCGGGCUCUGAGCGCCAGCGGCACCGCGUGCAGCACGGCCCCUGCACCUACACCUUCGUGCUGCCCGAGCUCGACCACUGUCGCCCCGCCCUGUCACCCCUCCAGGACCUCCCCCAGGGGGCGGCCGACGCCCCGCAGAGGGACUCCCCAUCCCAGGGAGGCCCGGGUGUGGAGGACUCCCCCCGGGGGGAGGAGGACACGGAGGGGAGGGCAGCCCGGAUGAAGCACGCCAGGCAGGAGAGGAAGCUGGAGAGCCUGGAGAGCGCCAUGGAGAACAACACGCUGUGGUUGCGGAGGUUGGAGAGCUUCAUCAGGGAGAAUGUGCGCUCCGGUAUGGAGGAGAAGAGGAACGAGGUGCACACACAGACGGCGGCCAUGUUGGAAAUGGGCACCAACCUCCUCAGCCAAUCGGCGGAGCAAACCCGCAAGCUGACGGACGUGGAGACCCAGGUGUUGAACCAGACCAGCCGGCUGGAGAUCCAGUUGCUGGAGUACUCGCUGUUCACCAACCGGCUGGAGAAACACAUCCUGCAGCAGACCCAGGAGAUCUCCCGGCUCAACGAGAAAAACAGUUUCCUGGAGCAGCGGUUCUCGGCGCUGGAGUCCCGCUACGGCAGGGAGCUCCAGGGGCUGCAGCAGGAGAAGCAGCAGCUGCAGGAGCUCCUGGACAGGCAGAGCCGCCUGGUGGGACAGCUCCAGGGGGAGGUGGACGGCUCCACGGCCAACAGCUCCAUGCUGCAGAGGCAGCAGGCCCUGCUCACCAACUCUGUUCAGCAGCUGCUGGCCAUGGUCAACCACUGCAAUGAGAUCGCCACAACGGCAAAAGAGGAGCAGGCCAGUUUCAGAGACUGUGCAGACAUCCUGCGUUCCGGAGUGAAAGACAACGGGAUAUACAGCAUCCGCCUCCCAAACUCCACCCAAACCGUCAAGGUGUUCUGUGACAUGCAGACCCGCGGCGGGGGGUGGACCGUGCUGCAGCACCGGUGGAACGGCUCGGUGGACUUCCACCGCGGAUGGAGCGACUACAAGGCGGGCUUUGGAGAUCCGUCCGGAGAGCACUGGCUGGGGAAUGACAUCAUCCACCAGCUGACCAGCUCCCAGGACUACAGCCUGCAGGUGCGUCUGAGGGACCGCGGCGGCAGCGAGGUCUUCUCCCAUUACGACCACUUCCACGUGGACGCUGAGGACGCCAACUACAGCCUCCACGCCCAAGGGUUCAGCGGCACAGCGGGGCGCACAAGCAGCCUGACUCACUCCGGCACGGCCUUCAGCACCAAGGACAGGGACAACGACGGCUGCACCUGCAAGUGUGCGCAGAUCGCCUCUGGGGGCUGGUGGUUUGAGGCCUGUGGUCCAUCUAACCUGAAUGGGAUGUACUACCCGGCAUCCUCCACCGUGGUCAGCUACAACGGCAUCAAGUGGUACUACUGGAAGGGCCCCACGCUGAUGGCUACCAUGACAACCAUGAUGGUGCGCCCGGCAAACCUGUAGAGCCGGGAACAUUCUGUUAAUUUGCUGUGUGUGUGUGUGUGUGUGUGUGUGUGUGUGUGUGUGUGUGUGUGUGCGUAUGCGUGCGUGUGUGUAUGUGUGUGUGUGUGUGUGUGUGUGUGUGUGUGUGUGUGAUUGUGCGUGCGUGCGUGCGUGCGUGCUUGCGUGCGCGCGCGCGUGUGUGUGUGUGUGUGUGUGUGUGUGUGUGUGUGUGUGUGACUGGGUGUGUGUGGGCAUCGGCCUGUGUAUAUGGUGAGGUGGGCAUGGUUGCGGUAAGACGAAUGGUUCAAAUGGAACGCAGCCCCCACCGGGAGACUCUUUGAACGCGGAGCCUCAGAACGGACAUUGGGACACUUAGGAUUCCUGUCUAACGACUUAAACAGAACGAUGUUCCGGAGUCCCAGUGAAGAAACUGAAAUGCACUGAAAAGUACAUUUCCAUGAAGUGCCGAGUCUAUAAAUGAAGAAAACAUAUUUAAAAAUGAUUGCUAACCAUUGAGCUCAUCAGCUAGUAAGAUAUUACAGUCUAUAGUGAUUCUUUCAUGCAUUUAUUUUCAAACAUUUGUGUUGGUCCCAUUCUUUUUAUUCUAACGGCAUUUUACUAUCGCAGUGGCAAAUUGCUUUUUUUUUUACCCUCCAUUUAAAUUUUAAAGGACCAUCCUUGAUGUGUCUUUUAAAAGAUGCAUUUACAAAUCAAUGCCGUCCCCAGUUAGAACUCAAGCCAAAAAAAAUCAUCUGUUUAAGACCAUGCCUUCAAAUGCGUUCUUUAUGGUAUACUUUAAUGCUUAAAUAAAAGGGCUACUUUUUACCCAUGUGUACAACACAAGCUGCAGCUGGGUCCUGCAAUUAAUCGGAGUAAAAUAAUAAGAAAAAACGAGGUCGUCUUGCGCACUUGAGGACCGCUCGGUGCCUGGAGACCCAUUGGCAACAGGGUGGGUUUAUCCCCUGCAACAAUGGACCCAUGUGCCUGCCUCCGUGAAGCGGGCACAGCUUGUGAGUCCACCGUGUGGGAUAAUAAGCAUGAGUCAUCGGCAAAUGGACAACACGCUGCUUCUUCAUUAAAAUCUGUGGGGCUCUUGCAAUCGUGCAAACUAACGAAAAAAAGAAGAAGAAAGAAUGUGAAGGAAAUCACAGAUCGGCUUCGAUUGUCAAAGUUCCCCGGGAGCUAAUGUGGGAUAGUGAAAGCAGUCUCCUAGCAGUGCACUGAAUGCAGUAGACAUCGGAAAACUGACCGACCAACACAUACACACACGUACACACACCAAUACACACCAAAAGUGUGCAACCAACCGGGUAUACUCCCUGACCCCUUGGCUAAUGGGGUUUCUAGUGACCUUGGGGUCGAAGAUGGGGUGAUGAAUCACAGUGUGUUGGGGGGUCCGGGUUGGGAGAGGGCAGGUUACGGAGCACCCUCUCUCCGGGCGACUGGCUGAACCGGUCAGCAUUAGGAGCCAGCUCGAGUGCUUGUGUUCCAGUCCAGUGGAGCAGCCAUCUUCUCUGGGUCAGGCCUUCCGCCUCCGGUUCUCCAUUCAGCCCCUUAUUUUAUGUACAAUAAAAACAACAAAAACGUA